Messenger RNA from Exophiala aquamarina CBS 119918, 1452 nucleotides. RefSeq lists its product as uncharacterized. Gene Ontology annotation, biological process: transmembrane transport. Gene Ontology annotation, molecular function: transmembrane transporter activity. Lineage: Eukaryota; Fungi; Ascomycota; Eurotiomycetes; Chaetothyriales; Herpotrichiellaceae. The coding region runs from base 1 to 1452 and encodes 483 amino acids. Gene Ontology annotation, cellular component: membrane. The transcript has 5 exons. The record is from RefSeq and is a predicted model, not a curated record.
AUGGAUGAGAAGAAGAUCGGCUUUUUUUCUACUGAUGGCCAGAUGAGGGAUGAAGGUCUCAAGGGUAACGGCCAGCUCGAGCAAACGAUUGACCCGAAGAAGGAGAAAAUCCUGUUGGCCAAGCUCGAUUUGCUCUUUACCCCUGUCAUCAUGCUGGUUUAUUUGAGCUGCUUCUUGGACAGGACCAACAUUGGAAAUGUGAAAGUCGCUGGAAUGCCCGAAGAUAUCGGGGCGUCUGACCAGCAGUUUUCCACGGCAGUCUCCAUUUUUUAUGCAACCUAUGUUGCCUUUGAGACGCCUUUCGCCAUUAUAUUGAAGAAGGUGACGCCUCGCGUACUUCUGACUGGACUCUGCAUCGUAUGGUCACUCACCACGAUCUUCUCCGGGUUUAUCCAUAACGUUGCUGGACUCUACACCAGCAGGCUCAUUCUCGGAGCAUGUGAAGCAGGGCUAUUUCCCUCUCUCACAAUUUAUCUUUCUAUGGUAUACCGUCGAGAAGAACAAGCCCGGCGGAUAGCCUACCUCUUCAGUUGUGCAGCAUUAUCAGGAGCAUUUGGUGGCCUUCUGGCUUAUGCCAUCCUUCAAAUGGACGGCGUCGCAGGCUAUGCAGGAUGGCGAUGGGUCUAUAUCAUUGAAGGCGUCUUCAGCAUCUUCAUAGCAAUCCUCGUCUGGUAUGGCCUCCCAACGGACCCAGCCCUUCACCCUUGCUUGACAGCCGAGCAAAAGCAAAUGAUGAGAAUUCGCCAACACCAAACCGCUGCUUAUAUGGGAAGUGAUGAAUUUAAGUGGGAGGAGAUCCGAAUCGCCUUCAAGGAUCCAAAAUUAUAUCUCAGUGGCGGGAUCCAAUUUUGUCAGGAUAUCCUGUUAUAUGGCUUCAGCACAUUCUUACCGGCGAUCCUGAAGUCCAGCGGCUAUGAUCGACUACAGAGUAACCUACUUACUAUACCUGUCUAUAUUGCUGGAGCCGUUAUCUUCAUCAUUGCGGCAGUCUUCUCCGAUCGGUUCAUGCUGCGAUCUCCAUUCAUCCUGGUGGCGAAUAUAUUCGGCAUUGCUGGUUACGUCAUUCUCUUAAUUGUGUCAAAUGAUACUGUCAAGUUCGGGGCGACUUUUCUAUGCGCUGUGGCUGUUUACAUUGGACCCGGUGUCAACAUCACAUGGCUGAGCGUUAACGUUGCGCCUCAUUACCGUCGAGCAGCUUCGAUAGGGCUACAGCAGACGAUUGCAAACACUGCUGGUAUUGUGGCAGGGCAAAUCUACAGGAAGUCGCCGUACAAGCUCGGCCACGGAUUCUCGCUUGGAGCCCUUUGCCUCAGCCAACUUUUGAUCGUGGCCAAGAUGAUAUACAUCAAAUGGUGGAAUGUUAGAAAGGAUAAGAUUGCUAGUGGUACAAUUGCGGACACUCGAACCGUGACGAGUGGUGAUCGAGCCCUAGCUUUCAGGUAUCAUUUAUAA